This is a messenger RNA of Astrephomene gubernaculifera, 1101 nucleotides long. The record is from the annotation of a GenBank genome assembly. NCBI's taxonomy places the organism in Eukaryota, Viridiplantae, Chlorophyta, Chlorophyceae, Chlamydomonadales, Astrephomenaceae.
CAAGAAUUUGUACGGCGACGAUUUGGAACUCGCCUUUGGUUGUAAAAAAGAAACUGGGCCUAUUCCUCCCAGAUAUAUUUGACGCCCAUCCAAUACAGCUCCUCUGCUCCUUACUGACAUAUCAUUUUUGUGACUUCCGUUUAACAAAACAGCAACUAUGAGCUACAAGGCCAAGACAGUGGUGUCGGCUCGCCGUGACCAGAAGAAGGGGCGUGGAGCUGGUUUGACGGAAGAGCAGAAGCAGGAAAUCCGCGAGGCCUUUGACCUCUUCGAUACCGAUGGCAGCGGGACCAUCGAUGCCAAGGAGUUGAAGGUUGCUAUGCGGGCACUAGGCUUCGAGCCCAAGAAGGAGGAGAUUAAGAAGAUGAUUUCAGACAUCGACAAGGACGGCUCGGGGACAAUCGACUUCGAGGAGUUCCUCCAGAUGAUGACCGCCAAGAUGGGCGAGCGCGACUCACGGGAGGAGAUCCUUAAGGCCUUCCGCCUCUUUGACGACGAUGGGUCAGGGACUAUCACCCUCAAGGACCUCCGCCGUGUGGCCAAGGAGCUCGGCGAGAACCUGACAGACGAGGAGCUCCAAGAGAUGAUUGACGAGGCCGACCGGGAUGGCGAUGGCGAGAUCAACGAGGACGAGUUCAUCCGGAUCAUGAAGAAGACCUCCCUCUUCUAAGCGUCGUGGCCCAUAUUGUCAAACUUGAACUUUAGCUGGGCGCGCGGCGUGCUCAGAUCUGCUGCUAGUGCGCGCGGCCUGUACGUGCUAUGCACGCAGAUGAAUGUACAGCGUGACAGACAUCUUGAGUGACUUCUAGGUACGGCCCUGUGCCGUUCAUGCUCGACCAUACGUCGGUUAGCGCUGCAUUGGCCUUAGUAAGGCAACGCAGUAUAGCUUGGGUCAUUUACCCUGUUUAUAAAUCCGGGCUUGCCUUGGGUGAGCACCAGUGUACUCUUGCACAUAGCUGACUCUUGCCUACCAACCGCUGGACUAGAGCGGCCAGGAUGCAAUGUCAUGCAUGCUGGUCUAGAUUCCGUGGGGAUAUCGGUGCUAUUACAGACAUUUCCAUGCGCCGUAUCCUACAACAUGUAACGAUGAUGGACAUUAAA